AUGAGAGCUCUGUUCAGCGCUGUGAUCCUAUCGGUACUAUUUUCCCUGCGAAACCAAAACAAGGUGAAAUGUUAUAGGAUCCAGGGGAGGUUAGGUAGCUGUAAAAGGAGUGCAGCUGUCACCAUUUCUAAAAACACAGAUGAGUCCAAUAGCGAGAAUGCGCAGAACAACAGUUUGGUGAAAAGAAAAAAGAGGUAUUCCUUUACCCCCCUGAAGAGGAACACCAUAAAAGAUAUCAAAAGAAGAAUAAAAUUUAAUGAAAAAAAUGUUAGACCCCAAAAUGGAUCCUUUUAUAAAAAAAAAGACAUACAUAAAUCACUAAUCGAUGAUAUUAAUAAAGAGAUGCUAAAGGAAAGUAUCAAAUCAGUGGGGAUAAAUUAUGAAAGAGAGGAGAUAGCCAAACAUAAUAUCCUUCCGCUACCUGUGGAAGACAAAACGUCGGAAUGUUACAACUGCUUAGUGCUAUGUAAGGGUAUGCCAUUUCAUGUGGACACAGCUAGAAUUAGAGAAUUUUUCAACCCAUACAAACUUGUGGAGAAGUAUACAAUAUUUAUAAAAGACAAGAAAGGAAAUUUCUUCGGGGAUGUUAUGGUUAGAUUUACAAAUAAGAAGGAGAAACUCCUGGCAUUGAAAAAUAAAAAUUUUAAAUUCUUAAUGCACAGAUAUAUACAACUGUACAAUAUUAAUGAAGAACAUUACGAAGAAUAUUUUAACGUGGGUUAUAAGAAUCCUCCUUCAUAUAAGAAUUAUGUCCCCAUUAAAAAUGUGGUUGUGUCCAGUGCCCUCGAAGAUCUCGACCCACUUGCUGAGGAAAGAAGUACCGAUGGCGAUGGAACGUUAUCCAGUGUACAUCCCACUUCCGAUGAUAAGUACCAGUAUCACUCCUUCUUUUGUGACCCCCUAGAUAAUGAUGUAGAGACCAAAGAACUUAGAGAUAAGGUGAACAAGAAGGGCAUUCUCCUGAAGAGUAUAUACACCGGAAAAAAACUCAGAGGGAGAAUAACAUCUGUGCACCCUUAUGGCGUUUUCGUAGACUGUGAUGUGUACGUAAAGGACAAAAAUGGUAGAUUUAUAAAGAUUUUAGCUUUACUACAUAAGAAUAAACUAACCAUAAAUAUAGGUCUUCCCACGGAUCCUUUACCAGAACAAGAGGAGAAAGAAUUAAUACUACAAAAAAAUAUGAACAUCAUUGUGUACGUGGAUAAAAUUAUAAAACGGGAUAUCGAUCCUAGUGGAAGUAAUUCUAAAGAUGGAAAAAAUAAUUUAAUUUUUUUUAACCUCACCUUUGACUCCUCCAUAACGGAAGAGAAAAUUCAGUGGCUUCAGAGUCUCAAGUUGAAGAGGAAGUCCAUUGAGGAAAAAAUGAAAGCAUGCAAUGAUAGAUUUUUGAGCAUGUCUUCAGAGGGGGGUGUAACCGGAGGCUUGGGGGGUGGGGCGCCCGAAGUAAGGGAAAAGGAGAGCCCAUGGGAAGGGAACAAUCCGUCCAAAGUGGUGGGAACGGACAUAACUGAAGAGACAAACAAAUCAGAAGGAAUAACCGUUCUGAAAGGGGAAAAAAUGAGCAGUAGCCAAAAAUUGUGCAACGUGCAAAGCUGCAAAACGGAGGAAUUUUUUUCUUCGGAGGAGAAAGACGAAUCGAAAUUGAACAGCAGCUCCAAGAAUAAGAGAAACCACAACAGUAGGUCCAGCAAAAUAUACCUGAUGAGGGAUACACACUGUGAUUUUAAAUUUUUUGGGAGGAAAUGGAACAAACGGGGGAAUGUUAGAGGAAUGUUAAGCUUGAACAGCAACGGUGAAGCGGAACAAUCUGAGGGGAUACAGAACAAUGAGAAAAGAAAUCCAAAAGGAAGAAACAAAAUAAAGAAAAAAAAAAAAAAAAAAAAUUUAGACGACAGUGACGUUUAUGAUGAGGACGACAAUUUUGAUGAAAUUUUUAAACUCGAAGUGGGUGAUGCAGAGGGACAGGAGGAAGUGUACAGUGGGAAUGAAAACGUAGAUCGCGUAGCUGAUUCAGAAAAUGCGGCAAUCGAGCAGGACAGUCUCAGCGACGACAAAAAUAAGAGGAGCGAAAAGAAGGUGACUAACCACUAUAACGACGAAAUGAAAGGAAUUCUGGAUGACAUUUUUAGGAAGGAGGAAGACGGCGGAAGUCCUUCAAAAAAGGCUUCUAUGAAGGUACGCACUGAUAAGUGUAAUCAGGGCACCACUGUAGAACAGACACUUGGACAGUGCUUCGAAAACGUAAGUGAUAGAUCCAAAUGGAAAAACGACAUUCGAAAAGAGGAAUCCAUAUUUUAUUCGAAAAUGUUCGGACUGAAAACGGACAUAAACGACUUCUAUUCGGAUGGUUCACGGGGAAAGGACACUGAUGGUGUUGGGAGCAAUUCGGACAACAUGGAGGAGUUUAUGAAGCUCAGCGAAGGUGCAGGCGAAGGUGGGGACUCAUCAAAUGAUAUCCACUCGGAGACCAUAAAAUUUGAAGGUUUAGAAAGUUGGAUGGAGCAGGGAAAAAAGGACGAGAUGAUAGAGGAGGAGGAACUGGAAGGAGAGGAAGAACCCAUAAAGGAACAAGCGGGGGAGGAACUGGAACAAGGUGGAUUGAACAUGGAACAAGCUAAUGGGGACCCAAUGAAUUCAAUAAUUACGGGGAAAGACGGAGAGGCCCUCGAUUUUUCACACUUCGCAGAAAUGACAACAGAAGAACUGAAAAGUGAAAUAUACAAAAAGAAAUUUCUUCUUCCCAUAGACGUAUCAAGGGAGAGCCUAAAAAAUCGCCUAGUACAAAUAUAUAUUUGUGAAAAAAAUAAAAUAAAAUUUGAUAAUUAUCCAUUUAUUAGGUACUAUCUCUUCGACUUCAAUGUACCAGUGGAAGAUAUAAAACUGUUCGUUCUGGCAAAUAAAAAAUUUUUAAAUAAGAAAAACAUCAAUUUAAACCUUUUGAACUCCCUAAAUUUGAACGAAUUGAAGUACCUCCUUCAUAAGUCGAUGGAAAAUAUUCGGCUAUGGGAACCAGAAGAUAAAAUAAAAAGGAAAAUUCUAAAUUUGAAUAACGACCUUCUACAAAAGCAAAACAUGAAUAACGUAGAUGAUGUGGAUGCCAAUAAUUUACUCAUAUUGUGGAAUGACUUUAAGGAUUUUCUCCUAAAUUGUGUUUAUGGAAAUGACACCACGAGUGAUUCAUGGGGGGCAGACUUUAGAAAUUUAUCGACGACCAACUGCGAACCGACCACAUCGUACAGUACAAACAAUGCAAACACACAAAAAUAUUUGAACAGAAUGAAAAAUAUGGAAAAAGAAAACUUCUUUAUUGGGAAGAAGAUACCGGUCGAUGAUGAACUUGAAAAGCAAAUAAAUAAAAAGAAAAUGAAACAUAUGGACCCUUUUGAAAAUGCAUUAAGUACAUUAAAUAAGGAGCUUGAUGAAAACGAAGCGGAGCUGCCAGACAAGAUAAGCCUCAAAGAAGCCAUGAAAAUUCUGAACAACAGAAGUUACAUGAAGAAGAUUAAGCGAGCUCUCAAUAACGACUCAGACGAAAGGACAAAUGAAGAAUACAUUGACAAAAUUAUUAGUCUAAUUUUGAAACAUAAGAACUAUUUCAAGGAGAACCUGAGCGAGGCCAUCCUGAGGAAGAAACCCCACGAGGAGCUAAUUAUCCUCCUUGAUCAGCUGCCCGCCGAUCUUAUAGAAGACUUACUCUGA
Molecule: messenger RNA, 3699 nt
Organism: Plasmodium knowlesi strain H
Lineage: Eukaryota; Apicomplexa; Aconoidasida; Haemosporida; Plasmodiidae
Product: RNA-binding protein, putative
Exons: 2
Coding region: 1-3699 (1232 amino acids)
Molecular function (GO): nucleic acid binding
Source: RefSeq, a predicted model, not a curated record